AUGGCAGCGGCGGGCGGCGGCGGCGGCCUGCGGGGCCGGAGCCUCCCCGAGCUGCGGGAGAUGCUGAGGCGGCAGGAGCGGCUGCUGGCGGACAGGAAAUUUAUUGCUAGGCUUCCAGAUAAGGGUAAGAAGAUCUCCGAUUUUGCUGAAAAGCUUACACUUGCCAUUUUACAAGAGGAAGAAUUAGCAAGAACGGCUGAGCUGUUAUCUGCUGUCAGGUUGGAAUUUCAGGUGAAACAGGAGGAGAUUAAUACAAGCAAAGAGCAAGUUAUCCUAAACAAGGACACACUAAACUGUGAAGAUUCCUCAGUAUGUAAUGAAAACUCUAAUAUUAAAGAAGUUUCUGAGAUUUCUUCCCAAAGACAGGAGAUAGAAUGUAUUGAGCAAGGUGCCACAAAUACAGGUCUGAAAAAUCAAAGGACUCAGAGGAAAAAUGAUAAAAUAAAGACUGUUACAAAAGAUCAGAAUUUUUUUUGUGAAGUCGUUUCCAAGUCAGCCACAAGCAGUCAUCUGAAAAAUGAUCAGCAGCUGUCUCAGAGCAAUACUGAGGAUGGUACAGAAAUUACAGCUGCUUUGGACAACAGUAAAGACGCAUUGGUUGAUGCUUUUCAAAAAGUUACAAUUGUAGAUGGAGAUAAUAAUGAAAAAGUAUUGGAAAAAGAGCAGAAUGUGGCUAAACUUAAGGGCAAUAUCUUUGGAAGCCAGCAGCCCAAGACACCACAUUAUAUUGAAGUUCUAGAGUCUAGAGCCAAGAACCCAGUCAUAAAAAAAAGCAAAUUUAAAACCAACAUAUUAUUAGGAGAGCAAAGUGGAUCAUCGCAUGGUUCCUCAUCCAGUCAAUCCCCUGGGGGAUGUGGCUCUCCGAUUACUACUGAAGAAAGACGACUUAGAGAUAAGAAACAUUUGAAUGACAUCACAGCAGCUCGGCUGCCACCGCUUCACCAUUCCCCUGCUAAGCUAUUAUCCAUAGAGGAAUCCAUAGCAAUUCAGAUACAGCAAAAAGAAGCUUAUGAGGAAAUGCAAGCCAAGCUUGCAGCACAGAAGCUUGCAGAGAGAUUGAAUAUAAAAAUGCUCAGGUUUGAACCAGAGGGGGAGGCCUUAAUGCAAUACAGAGAAGUGAGAGAUGAAGAUUAUUUUUCAGCAGAGGACUGAAUUCAAGAAGGGAUGUCUGAGGAUGAGCCACAUAACUGAUCUUUAUGCAGUACUUCUUAAAACCCAAACCUAGAUAUUGAGAAUGCUUGAUCCUAGUCAGUUUUUUCUUAAAAUUUUAACAUUAUAUGGGAAGGAUUCAAUAUAAACCUCAUAAAUAUAAAUGUUAUUAAGGGGUAACCUCAGUGUUAUUUGGGGACUGUUUUGAGCACUUGGGGCAGUUAAUCCUAAUGGAAUGCCCUAUUGUUUUCAGCUACAGCAAAGUGAGCUCUUUAAUACACUUGCAGGCUACGAUGAGUCAUCUACCAGAGAAGGCUUUUUCUGCACAGAAAUGUGAUUGCAAAGGGCAUCAGCACACGUCCAUAAAGUAAGCUAAGGUGCCUAUGAACUGCUUGCAUGUAUGAAAGCUAUUGUCUUGUAUAAAUGUGAGAUACUACUUUUAUCUAUUUAAGAUUAUCUUGCUUUUACCCUGUGGUGAAAACAGAUGCCUGGACACCUACAAUAAAUACAUGAUAGUUAGGCUGUAAGUUAGCUUCUUAUCACAUGAGAACUUGUUUCUGUGCCUGCACCUUAAAAUAACACUUUCUGCCCUUAUGUUGUAAAUAGGUUUAGAAUCUCAAGUUAUUUUGUAACUCGCAUUCUGUUUGGGUUUUAAGGGACUCUGCUGUUUCAUUUUUGGUAAUUACUGCAAAGCCCAUCAAGAGCUCAAGUUAAUCUGAAGACUUGAAUAUUUUUAUUAAAGGUCUUGGUGUUUUUCCGUAUUUUUGUACACUGCUUUCAUACUUUGAGAUACUAUUUUUUCAUAGUCUGAUACUGUAAAUUAAGAGAUCCACCCUCUGGUUUUCUUGGGAGAAAAUGCUCUGUGUAUUUUGCACCUUUAGCUGUUUUUUGAAGAUAAAAAAAAAUUCUUCCUUACAAUAACAUUUUCUGCCUUUUAAUAUGAAUUUUGAAAGAUAAGGAACACACUGGAGAAGUAUUUCACAAUUAUACUCCACUGUUGACUAGAAUAUUCCAGCCCUAACAUGAGUUCAGUUCUAAAAAACAAACCUCAGAGAUUCCUUGUAUAUAUAGCCUGGCAACACCUGUUUUCUGAGACAUUGCAGCAGCAGUGUGUGCAGGGCAGCUGUGUGUGCAAGGCUGUCCUGGAUGCGUACAUAUUCCUGCAGAAUGGUGUCUCUGGAAACCAAGGGUGCUCUUUUGUCUUUUUUUUCUUUGUGUGCUCCUGCUUCAUCCUCCCAGCUUCUCACCAUCACUUGUCUUUGUCAGCACUAUUUUUUGGCACCAUUUCAGUCAUCCACAUUCAUCCCUUAGCAUCCA
This is a messenger RNA of Gavia stellata (red-throated loon), 2466 nucleotides long. It is a transcript of the gene POLR2M, whose product is annotated as RNA polymerase II subunit M. The record is from RefSeq and is a predicted model, not a curated record. Gene Ontology annotation, biological process: transcription elongation by RNA polymerase II; intracellular signal transduction. The transcript has 4 exons. Gene Ontology annotation, cellular component: intracellular anatomical structure; nucleus. Bases 1 to 1152 code for a protein of 383 amino acids. Lineage: Eukaryota; Metazoa; Chordata; Aves; Gaviiformes; Gaviidae. Gene Ontology annotation, molecular function: transcription elongation factor activity.